Molecule: messenger RNA, 1267 nt
Organism: Salvia hispanica
Lineage: Eukaryota; Viridiplantae; Streptophyta; Magnoliopsida; Lamiales; Lamiaceae
Product: myb-related protein 2-like
Molecular function (GO): DNA binding; DNA-binding transcription factor activity
Source: RefSeq, a predicted model, not a curated record
GUCGGAGAAUUGGAAUUGAAUCUUCUCUCUCUGGCCCUGUUCAAGAUUCUAUGCUUCUCUUCAUAUGUUUAUAUUAAGACAUUGUAGCAUAUAGUAUGAUACAACAAGAGAUAGUACACACCUAGCAGAGAAAGGACUACAGAUUAUGCAGUAAUUAAGCAACAUUCGGCCUAAAUUAAUUCGUCGAAUUGUAAGCAGGAAUGUAUCAUCAUCAGCAAGGGAAGAGCUUUCAAGCUUCAACAAGAAUGUCGGAGUACGAGGAUUCAGGGCUUGUACUCUCCACGGAUGCUAAGCCGAGGUUGAAGUGGACUCCGGACCUGCAUGAACGCUUCAUCGAAGCAGUCAAUCAGCUCGGCGGAGCAGAGAAAGCCACUCCAAAAUCAGUAUUGAAACUAAUGGGAAUUCAAGGCCUCACUUUAUACCACUUGAAGAGUCACCUUCAGAAAUACAGGCUGAGUAAAAACAUUCAUGGACAAGCAUACAAAAAUUCCAUGCCGCCGGAAAGCGGAGCACAAAUCCCAAACACAGUAAACCAGACAAAUAAAAACAUGCACUUAGGCGAAGCCAUAGAAAUGCAGAUUCAAGUGCAAAGAAGGCUACACGAACAGCUCGAGGUGCAGCGGCAUUUGCAGCUGAGGAUCGAGGCUCAGGGAAAAUAUCUGCAGUCUGUGCUAGAGAAAGCGCAGGAGACCCUCGGGGGUCAGAACAUGGGAACAAUCGGGCUCGAGGCAGCUAAGGUUCAGCUAUCCGAUCUGGCGUCAAAGGUCUCCACGCAAUGUUUGAAUGCUGCAUUCCCACAGCUAUCAGAUCUGUGCCUGCACCCAGCAGAUUGCUCCAUCGACAGCUGCUUGACCUCGUCGUCCACUCUCAGAGACCAGGAAUCGUACAAUAAUCAUGUUGGCUUCAGACAGGCACGCAAGGAAAACAACAACAACAUGAGUGAUUCAGCCUGCAUGAAGCAGAGAUGGCGCGGCGGCGACGUCAAAGAUGGCGGAAUGUUUGACAAUCUGUCGAUUGGGAUCGGAGUUCAUGAAGCAGAUGAUAUGAUGAAAGUUGAGAAGACGAAUAAGACGAUGACAUCGAACCAGAUGCAGUUGCCCUUGUUUUCGAGCAAACUGGAUCUUAACACAGACGACGCGGGCUCAAGCUGCAAGCAGUUGGAUUUGAACGGCUUCACCUGGUGCUGAUGCAUAGGAACAUAUGUACCUAAAUGGGUUGAUAUGAUGCAAUUCAGAUCAUAAUAUAGUACUAUUUCGUAGUUUCUUUA